Salpingoeca rosetta is the source of this 2055-nucleotide messenger RNA. Its product is annotated as mbre TPR repeat protein. Bases 1 to 2055 code for a protein of 684 amino acids. Lineage: Eukaryota; Choanoflagellata; Craspedida; Salpingoecidae. Gene Ontology annotation, molecular function: protein binding. Gene Ontology annotation, cellular component: kinesin complex. The transcript has 2 exons. The record is from RefSeq and is a predicted model, not a curated record.
AUGGCUGACCAGCGACUGACGCACGGCGUGUCCGUGGCAGCUGUGCGGCGGUUUCUGGGUGAUCUGAAGCGCGAGUUCCCCGACACGUACACUGAGAUGACCACGGAGGAUGCCUGCAAGCAACUGGUUGUGCCACGCACACGCCAGGACAACUGCGCCUACGUCGAGCAGCUGCGCAAGCAGUCGCCAGAACACGUGAACAAGGCCACCGUGUUUGUGUCGCACGCAUGGCGGUACAAGAUCGCAGACGUGUUGAACGUGUUGCUCGAGUUUGCGGAAGAGCAAGUACGGAAGGACGACGACCAGCCCGUGUUCUUCUGGUUUGACCUCUUCAUGAACAACCAAAACGCCAACGUCACGGCCAACCUUCCACAAGAAUGGUGGAGCACGACGUUCAAGCAGUCGAUUGCCAACAUUGGCCAUGUGCUGCUGGUGCUCAUGCCGUGGCGAGACCCUGUUCCCUUGACACGCGCGUGGUGUUUGUGGGAGAUCUUCUGUGGCAUCAGCAACGAAGGCACAGAGGUCACCAUCCAACUACCCAACAGCGAAGAACAGGCGCUCGAAGACGCCAUUCGCGGCAGCUACACAGCCGUCACAGACACGCUGGUGCGCGUGCAAGCAGAGAGAGCUGACGCCUUCAACCCCCACGACAAACACAUGAUCUUCACAGCGAUCCAGUCGUGGGCGGGCGGCUUUGGCGCAGUCAACCAAGCCGUGAAAGACCAGCUGCGCGCGUGGUGCCUGCAAAAGGCGGUGGGUGCCGUCGAAGCAAUGCGGGCACGAGGCGAGGACAGCACUGACGCCUUCGCGGGGCUGUGUGGCCAGGUUGGGACGGUGCUCAGCCAGUUUGGCGAGCACGAUCGUGCCGUUGCCUACUACGAGACAGCGCUGGCAAUUCGGCUGCGCACUGAAGGGGAGAAAGGAAGAAACGCGGCAGCACCGUACGGCAACCUCGGCAACGCCUACUGCAGCAAGGGCGAGCAUGACAAGGCCAUUGCUUACCAUGAGAAGGCCCUCGCCAUCAGGGUGGAGACGCUGGGCGAGAAGCACCCGAGCACAGCCGACACCUACGACAACCUCGGCACUGUCUACGCCAGCAAGGGCGAGUACAACAAGGCGAUUGCGUACCAUGAGAAGGCGCUCGCCAUCAGGGUGGAGACGCUGGGCGAGAAACACCCGAGCACAGCCACGUCGUACAACAACCUCGGCAACGCCUACGAUGACAAGGGGGAGUACGAUAAGGCGGUUGCGUACUACGAGAAGGCGCUCACCAUCAAGGUGGAAACGCUGGGCGAGAAACACCCGAGUACAGCGAGCACCUACAACAACCUCGGCAACACCUACAACAACAAGGGCGAGCACGACAGGGCGGUUGAGUGCUAUGAGAAGGCGCUCGCCAUCAAGGUGAAUACGUUGGGCGAGAAGCACCCGAGCACGGCCACGUCGUGCUUCAACAUUGGCCUGCUGCACGACAAGCGCGGUGACAAGGAGCAGGCCUGCGCCUACAUGCAGCGGGCGCUCGACGGUUACACAAGCACGGUCGGCCCAGACCACCCAGACGCGCGCGACGCGGAGUGCGAACUGCGGCGCAUUCGCGGCAACGACGAGCCGGAUGACGGCGGUGCACGCACUGCCGCCUCCCUGGGCGAGGAAGAGAACGAGCAGAAGCAGCAAGAAGGGGACGGCGAUGACCAAGUUCAAGCUGUGGCUGGCCAGCAAGAUGCAGCAGACGAGUCUGAGCCGCAGGAGCGUUCUCCACAACAGCCUCUGGCCGGCUGGUUGCGGAAGCGUGGGCGACGGAGGGCCGCCUUUCGCCCGUGCUGGUGCAAGUUUGACGACGACGGCCACUUCGCGUACGGCAAGUCCGCUUCAGGCACGGCCAAGCGGCGCAUCCCCCUUUCCAGUGUGCUGUCAGCUGAGCUCGCCCAUGGUGAGGAGGAGUUACACGUUGCUGUUCCUGGCCGCACCUUCGUCUUCCGCUUGCACGCGCGCUCUGACACCUCGCUCGCUGACUGGUGCACCGCCAUCAACAGCCGCAUCAACGCCGCCACUUGA